CGUCAUUCUGUCAGUUUCCGUCGCGAGAUUCGGGUGUACGGAAAAUUUCUCGUCUCGUCGGCUAUUUUUUUUCAGUCAAAAAAAUGCGUUGAAAGUGAAAAUUUUGUGAUUGCAAAACACAUUAAAAUUGUUGAUCAAAAGUGCCUUAACAUUUGCAAUAAAGUUUUUCGAAACGGAGUGAACUGCGUGAGCGAUUAUCGAUAAUCGCCAGUCAUGAUAGCAAUUAGUGAACGAAGUCGAGCGCUUCUCACGCUUCCCACACUACUGCUACUAGUGAUAGCGACCGUCCUUUGUGUGACGCUUGUGGCCGCCCAGUCCUCGUCACAGUUGACCUGCCCGGGUAAAACGACCUGUCGGGAAUGUAUCCAGACCAGCAAUUGCCGCUGGUGUACGCAGGCUAACUUCAGUAAACCACGAUGCCAUGGACACGAUAUCGGUUAUUGUCCGGAGGAAUAUACGGUUGACCCCAGCAAUGAGGCCAUCACACUGGUAGCGAGGGAACUGAGCAAACCUUCGAAGGGAGGCGUGGCCAUCGCCGGAGGAGACUAUGAAGCGGAAAUGUCCGGCAGCAGUAGUUCGCAUUGGUCUUCCUCCUCGUCGUCGUCGUCGCAUUCCAGUUCUUCACAUUCUUCGUCCGGAAGUAUGAGUGCCAGCGGGCACAACAUUGUGCAGAUUUAUCCGCAGAGGGUGCAGCUGAAGUUGAGACUAAACGAAGUGUACCGAUUGGGCGUCAAGUAUUCCCAAGCGGAGGAUUAUCCGGUCGAUUUGUACUACCUGAUGGAUCUGUCAAAGUCCAUGGAAGACGACAAGGAAAAGCUGUCCACACUUGGUGCAUUGCUGGCCGAUGAGAUGCGUAGCAUCACGUCCAAUUUUCGUCUGGGAUUCGGAUCAUUUGUGGACAAGGUGCUGAUGCCCUACGUUUCGACGGUUCCGAAGAAACUGGUCAAUCCGUGUGACCGCUGCGAGGCUCCGUACGGGUACAAGAACCACAUGUCGCUGAACGUGGAUACGGAUCGGUUUUCCGAAGAGGUUCAACGUGCGGCAGUAUCGGGUAACUUGGAUGCUCCGGAGGGUGGUUUCGAUGCGAUCAUGCAAGCCGUAGUGUGCCGUGAACAGAUCGGUUGGCGGGAGAAAGCCCGUCGUCUGUUGGUGUUCUCGACGGAUGCCGGAUUCCAUUAUGCCGGUGACGGCAAGCUGGGCGGUGUGAUUACUCCGAACGACGGUGAAUGUCACCUGGAUAAGACGGGUCGCUAUACACAUUCCACGAUCCAUGACUAUCCGAGCAUUUCGCAGAUCAACCUGAAGGUGAAACAGAACGCCAUUAACGUCAUAUUUGCGGUGACGCAAAAUGAGUUGUCGGUUUACGAGCGGUUGUCCAAGUUGGUGGAGGGUUCAUCGGCGGCUAUGUUGUCCAAUGAUUCAUCCAACAUAGUGUCGCUUGUGCGUGAUGAGUAUAAUAAAAUCUCAUCCUCGGUCGAGAUGAAGGACAAUCGGACGGACAGUUUGAUCGAUGUUAAGUACUACUCGCGGUGUUUAGGAAAUGGACCUCUGGUGCAGACCAGCAAAUGUGACGGUCUCAAGGUCGGUGACAUAGUUCAGUUUGAGGCUCAUAUUACCCUGCUGAAAUGUCCGGAAAAUCCACGCGACUGGAAUCAGGUGCUGCAGAUCUACCCGGUUGGUAUUACCGAGAGUCUAACCGUUGACAUUGAGAUGCUGUGUAGCUGUCCAUGUGAGCUACCAGGCAAUCCGGAGUACAAGGAGUAUGCCGAAGAGUGCAGUGGCGUUGGAACGUACAAAUGCGGCGUUUGUGACUGUGAUGAGUUCCACCAUGGACACAAAUGCGAGUGUUCGGCGACGGAUAUUCACACCGAGGCCGGAUUUGCCGAUGCUUGUCGUCAAACAAAUACCUCGAUCGAGUGUAGCGGACGGGGCCAAUGCGUCUGUGGAGUUUGUGACUGUGACAAGCGAGCAAAUCAUGAUGAGGUAAUCUCAGGAAGGUUCUGUGAGUGCGACAAUUUCUCGUGUGAUCGUCACAAUGGACUGUUGUGUUCAGGACCGAAACAGGGUACUUGCUCCUGUGGAGAGUGUAUUUGUGCCGAAGGCUGGACCGGAGCUGCCUGCGAUUGUAAGGCCACCAACGAUAGCUGUAUUCCUCCGAGCGGUGGGGAAAUUUGUUCCGGUCAUGGAACUUGUGAGUGCGGAAGUUGCAGGUGCAAGAUAACAGAAGAAGGUCGCUAUUCUGGUCGGUUCUGCGAGAAGUGUCCCACCUGUUCUGGACGGUGUAACGAAUUCAAACACUGCGUCCAAUGUCAGCAAUACAAAACCGGUCCCCUGGCGGAGCCGUCCGAUUGUGCAGCGAACUGUACUCUGUUCACGCCAAUUCCUGUGCAGAAGGUAGAGGUCGACGAGGAGAAGGAUGACAACAAGUGUACCUUCUUCGAUGAGGAUGACUGCCGGUAUGAGUUUUCCUACAACGACAGUGGCGAGCAAGUCGUCGUGAAGGCCCAGGAGGAACGCGAAUGUCCUCCGAAGGUGUUCAUGCUAGGAAUCGUGCUGGCUGUAAUUGCUGCGGUAGUUCUGAUUGGUUUGGCGGUCCUUCUACUCUGGAAGCUGCUGACUACCAUUCAUGAUCGCCGAGAGUUUGCACGUUUCGAAAAAGAACGAAUGAUGGCCAAGUGGGAUACGGGCGAGAAUCCCAUCUACAAGCAGGCGACAACGACCUUCAAGAACCCUACAUACGCCGGCAAAUAAGCAAUCGGUUAACGCAUGUGCCUAAAACGUUUUCUUGGAAUACAGCUUUGGAUUUAAACACAACUUCCGAUUUGUGUUAAAACCCAAACUGUCAUUCUUGCCUGAUUUAAAUUGACUAAUUCUACGGAGACAAGGCUUCCAGAAACGCCAGCAGUGUCACAACAAAAAUACUAGUCCUCGAAUUCGUUAAACUUCCAUGGCCCGUAAACGGUGGGCUUUACAUCAACGUGGAAAACGCGCUACGGAAGCCAGUUUUUUCUUUUCAGUUUUUGGAUUGUUGGCUAAACACAGACGACGUCAAUAAAAGCCUUACAAAAAGUGCAUUCAGUAGAUCAGCAGAUAAAAUUAUUGUGCUAGACAAUUUGGAGUUAGUUGUAAUUCGUAAAACGUAAACAGAUGGCCUUUUUUAUUAACCGAAAGUCAGAAUUCUAGGCGAUAGCUUACUACUGCUAUACUUAAGUGUACUUACGUGAAGCGAUAGAAGAAGCAACACUUUUACAAACAAAGCCAAAAUUUACUAAGCAAUAGUUGAGCGGGGAAUGAAACACGAGUUUUUAGAUUAAGCAUGAGUUUGCUGCCAUUUUUAUUUAACUUAAAUCGAAACGUGCAUGUAAAGGAGUUUUUUGUAUUGUAACAAAAAAAAACCUGUCGACAAAAGACGACUCGAACGAACGUGUAUUCGAUUGAUUUCAACAAACACAAAAUUGUCUGUAUUAACAUUGGUAUACACUACUGAAAAAAGAAUUGAUAAUCUAUAACCGUAUUAACAACAUGAAUUUAUGUGUCAAAUUUUCUUUAGAGAUAUAGUUUUAGUAGAACGAGAACAUAACGCAAGCUUCAGUGGAUUAAUUUAUUUUUAGGUGUGUGAACUUUCGAGUUUCCUAACAUUGAAAGCAAUAGUCUACUUCAUCCAAUCAAAUUUCAUGUUAUUAUUUAGUUGAAAUUUGUAAAUAAUUUAUUUUCGGAUUCCCGCGGAGGGAUUUUAUCUGUGCAAAUCAAAACAACAGUACGUAUUAUAAACAUUUAAAAAUUAAUCAUACAUGUGUACGAAACUAGCCGAUGGUAGAUGACAGUAUAUUUUUAUUGUAGUUGAAUAGAGCUAUAAUUUUAACAAUCCGA
This is a messenger RNA of Malaya genurostris, 3870 nucleotides long. RefSeq names its product integrin beta-PS (gene mys). The transcript has 8 exons. Gene Ontology annotation, molecular function: integrin binding. Gene Ontology annotation, biological process: cell-matrix adhesion; integrin-mediated signaling pathway; cell migration. The coding region runs from base 214 to 2751 and encodes 845 amino acids. Gene Ontology annotation, cellular component: integrin complex; focal adhesion; cell surface. NCBI's taxonomy places the organism in Eukaryota, Metazoa, Arthropoda, Insecta, Diptera, Culicidae. The record is from RefSeq and is a predicted model, not a curated record.